This is a messenger RNA of Sphenostylis stenocarpa, 1374 nucleotides long. The record is from the annotation of a GenBank genome assembly. Lineage: Eukaryota; Viridiplantae; Streptophyta; Magnoliopsida; Fabales; Fabaceae.
AUGAGUGGUGUACCAAAGAGAUCUCAUGAAGAUGCUGUUCAUCAGUCUUCAAAGCAUCCUCAUCAAGAUUCAGGUACAUAUUCCAAGUUGAUGCCAUCAGUUUCAAAUGACCACCAUAUUCCGUAUGACAUGGGCCAGGAUUCCCGGGUGGCAAAGACACUCCGUACUGAACCUCGUGAUGCAGAUAGAAGAUCUCCUCUUCAUACAGUGUAUCGGAUGUCAUCAUCUUCAAAUGAUUCUCAUACAGAUCAUUCCACUGGAACUGAGAACAGGAUGGAAUCUAGGGAUUUUAAGGAGAGUAGAGAUCUCCGGUUUGAGAAUCGUGAUCUGAAGGCAGAGAAGAAGGAAUUGCAUGGGGAAGCCAGAAGGGAUUCUCAUAUUGCUAAGAGUGAGAAAGAUGUGCGAGUUGAUGGCAGAGGAGAUGACAACAAGGAUAUCAGAAAUGAAAGAGAUAGCCAUAAUGAUUCAAAAGGUGACGUUAAGACAGAGAAGGAUGGCUAUGGUAUGGUAAGCAGCAGCAGCCACUUGAAUUGGAAAGAAUCAAAGGAGUAUAGGGGGAAGAGAUUUUCUGAUGCCCCUGGUGGGAGUUUGGAUUCCUGGCAUGCAUCACGUGGCAAUACACCAGAAGUUGGAAAGGACAGUUCAACCGCAGAUGAAAGGGACAAUUUCGAAACUCAUGAGGCUGUUGGGGAAAACAAAAUUGAUUCUAAAAGUGAAGAUAGAUUUAAGGAAAGAAAAAGAAAGGAAGGCAAGCAUCGGGAUUGGGGCGAUAGGGAAAAGGAGAGAAGUGAUCGCAGAAGCAGUACACCAGUUAAUAAUAGUGGUGACAACAAAGAAUCUGCCAAGGAAGAUAGAGAUGUAGAAAAAUUGGAGAGGGAGAGGAAAGAUCUUCACAAAGAGAAAGAGAGUACAAAAGAGAGGGAAAAGGAUCAUAGCAAGAGGGACUCCUGGAAUGGCAUAGACAAAGAGGCUUUGAAUGAUGAUAAGGAACUUGGUGAUGGAUCAGCAAAAAAUACUGCUCAAGAAAAUGUGCUACCGGAGCAGAAGAAACAGAAAGAUGCUGAUAGCUGGAAAAAUGUUGAUGGAGAAGCAAGAGAGAGGAGGAAAGAAAGGGAUGCUGAUUUUGAAGGAGAUCGGCCUGAGAAGCGCUGUAAAAUUGACAAGCACUCAGAAGAUGGAACUGCACAUGGGGAAGCGACUGGAGAAAAGGAGAGGGAAGUCCAUAAUUAUAAUGUUCAACAUCGUAAAAGGAUCCACCGAUCAAGGGGAAGCCCUCAGGUGGCCAAUCGUGAGGCUCGUUUUAGAUCCCAUGCUCAUGCUCCAGACAACGAAGAGUAUUUUCUUGUCCUCCAGUUCUCUUGGUUACUUGUGUGA